AUAUCAUUUAUGAUGUGUAAUUUAUUAUAGGAGAUUAUAAUUUGAUUGAUAAAAAAAAUCCAUCCUUCCCUUCCCCUCACCUCCCUUCCAUUUCUUUCAAAUGAAACAUAUCAUUAGGGAUUUUGCACACAAAUCUUUGGGAGAUUAAAGCUAGUGCCCCUAUCUACCUCCAAUCCAAGGGUGGACUUGUGCCACUCCUGCUUUCAUUUCAAUGAUCUAGUUACCAACCUCCAAUGGACAACCAACCUAACCCUCCAUCCAUUGAGCACUAGUAAACAUAGAUCUUGAAGGCAAGACAGAUCAUAAAAUGCAAGCUCUAGAAGAAGUAGAAGAGCUCAGAACUAAAAGAGCAGAUAAACAGUCCAUGCUGCUUUGGAUGCUUUUCAUAAAGAUCGAGCACCUUUGCCUCAACCAUUGCCAAACCCUCCACCUCUGGCACCAUUGCCUCUAGCCACGCCUGAUCCUUGGACCCAGGAAAUGAUAAUGGAAAGUUGAAGAAAGCUGAGGAUCUUGGUGAGAAGGGGAUGAUAGAUGAGGCACAAAAAGCUUUAGAAGGGGCUGAAGCACUAAAAAAGCUCCCUGCCAGACAGGAGCCUGUUUUGGAUUCCUCAAAAUACACUGCUGCUGAUGUUUGCAUUAUGAGUCCUGUCAUAUCCUUUAGAAACUUUGAAAGGUGAUAGCCUUGAUUAGUAAAGAAAAAAGGUCAUAUCCUUAAUUAGAAAAGUCUUGAAAGGUUGUGUCCUAUUUGUACGAAAUCUCCUUUGAUUUUAGUCAAAUUCUUUUUAAUCCAUUUAUAGAGUAAUAUUUCAUCUGCACUAACCGUUUUGAUCUAAUGUUAUUUCAGACUGAUUCAAAGCUACAGGUUUGUGACAUUUGUGGACCAUUUUUGAGUGUUUAUGACAGUGAUUGAUGUUUAGCAGAUCAUUUUGGAGGCAAAUUUCAUUUAGGCUAUAUGCAAAUCCAUGAUAAACUAGCAGAGCUUCAGAAUGUGGUACGGAUUAUGAGCGCCCUCGGACUUAUGAUUCUAGAUGUCGCCACAGGUCACAUUCAAGGUCUAAGGAGUAUUCCAGGGAUUAUGAUUGUCACAGGUACCUUUUUCUCUUUGUUUAUGGUUUUUUAAAGUUUAUUUUCACAUGGACUUGUGUAUGAGUCUCUUGCCAUUAUUGGUUCAUUUUUGUAAUUCCAUAUUUGUUUGUUUACAUGUCAAAUUGAUGCAUGUUUGGAUUAUAUGUAUGCUUCUUAUCAUAUUCUUCACUCAACUACCUGUAGAUAAUUUCAUUAUUUUCAAAAAGAUCUAACUACCUUAAGGCAAGUUUUAUCAAAGUGGAAAUGUGGAAUAGAGGGUAUAGGUUAGGAAAGUUUUGAAUUGCUUGGUGGAAUGAUUUUCAAACAGGAUUUUGUUAAAGGUGGGGCUGUAAGAAGCCAUGCUUCUCUCAUCAAGUUGAACUCAAAAUAAUAGUAACCCCAGUUUGUAUUUGGUUUCUUUUAGUUAAAGACGCUCAUGGUCAAGGGAAACCACCUGGUACUCCAUCUAUGAUAUAAUAUAAAGAGUAUCAAGCUCGAACAACACCCAAAUGCUAGCCUCCGAUCGGAUUCAUCAAAAAGGGAAAAAAAUAUAAAAGCCUCGUAUGGAGCACUGACACUAGUAAUCUCAUAAUUCUCAAUCAAAAGGGUAAAUAGAUAUUGAAAAAUGUAGUUUGCUCUGUGUGUGAAAUUGAGAGUUGUUUAACAAAGGGAUAUGAGAAAU
Messenger RNA from Rubroshorea leprosula, 1747 nucleotides. The record is from the annotation of a GenBank genome assembly. Lineage: Eukaryota; Viridiplantae; Streptophyta; Magnoliopsida; Malvales; Dipterocarpaceae.